Lethenteron reissneri (Far Eastern brook lamprey) is the source of this 2742-nucleotide messenger RNA. RefSeq lists its product as uncharacterized. Lineage: Eukaryota; Metazoa; Chordata; Hyperoartia; Petromyzontiformes; Petromyzontidae. Gene Ontology annotation, cellular component: nucleus. Gene Ontology annotation, biological process: negative regulation of DNA replication; negative regulation of cell cycle. The record is from RefSeq and is a predicted model, not a curated record.
AUGUACAAGAAACAUCGCAGGGUCGUCAUGGAGCCUCUGGGUGAUUCGGUGUCCCCUGUGCAGGUCACGUGCCGAGGGAGAGAGGAGGGGGCGAGGUGCGGGUGGGGGGAAGAAACGCGGGGGGCACGAGGCCUGGCGACCAUCAACUCGAGUGUGUGGCACGAGUUGGGGCCUCGGGGAGCGGAGAACUCCGCGGAGUUCCAGGGCGCUCUGCUGGACGCCGCUGCCGUGGAGCUCGGCUUGAACCUCACGGCCAUGAGGGCCCCCAGCGGCUUCCCGGCCCUGCUGCCCACUCCAGAGCCGACUCCUCCUCUGCUGCUGCUGCCGGCGGAAAUGGCGGAGUUGGAGGCGCAGCUGGAGAUGGGCGCCGUGGGGCUGGGCCUGGGUACAGAGGGGCCGCUCCAUGGCCUGGACGGCCAGGUCAUGGAGCUGGGGCCCUCCCUGGGCCUGGACUCCGCGCUGGAGCUGGCGGGGGGAGACGCAGAGAAUGAGGAUGUGCGGGGGUUCGACUCCACGCCGUGGGGCGGAGACGAGAAGGAGGAGGGUGAGGAGGUGCGGGGGUUCGACUCCACGCCAUGGGGCGGAGACGAGAAGGAGGAGGCGGCGGCGCUGCAAGAGGCGCUUGGGGAAAACCGGCAGCUGAGCGCUGCACUGGAGCGGAGGGACGCUGAGGCACGGAGGCUGCGUGCCAGGAACUCGCGACUCCGCCAGCUGGCAGAGAGCGCACGGACACUGAGCGCCACGCUGGAGAAUCUGUCCCAGGAGUGGGCAGGGCUGGCUGAGUGUCCCCGGCAGCCGGAGCAAGGCCUGAGUGGCCAGGCCGUGAGUCGUGCCGAGGGCCGCAUGAGGGACCUGCUGGAGGAGGCAUCGCGCUGCGUCCUGCAGCUCGACCCCUCCUCCACCUCCUCCUCCCUCUUCCCUCCUUCCCCCUUCACCCUCUACCCCCCUCCUCCUCCUCCGCACUCCUCCUGCCUCACUCCUCCCAGGGAGCCCAAACGCCGCCGCCUCGAACGGGGGGGCGGCCCCGAGGUGGCGAGCGACCGCUCGUGCCGGCGGCUUCGCGGCAGCGACGCCCGCGCCGCCGACCGCGACGCCGCCGACGUCGCCGUCGACGCCGCGGCGAGGCGCGCGGUUGGGGGUGGCCCCCCCCCUCCCCUCUCUGCCCCCGCGCUGCACGGCCGCUUCGCGGGCUUUGUGACGACGUCGCCGCCGCGAGCGAUGCUCCGGGAGCCCGGGGGAGACGACGAGGGAGGGGGAGCGGGGGCGGCCGGGUUCCGCGCGAGCGUCCGCGAGCACGGCACGGCCAGGACGCUCGUCUUCCGGCGCGCCAUCGCGCUCGUGGCCUGGGCCGCCGCGGAGGGCCGCUACCGCUUCCGCUGGCAGCCCACGUGAGCCACGCACUUGUGGUCAUCACCGGUGUGGACGUCGUGGACAUCAUCGUUGGUGUCAAUACCCAGGAACUCACGAACCCAGACUAGGAACACAUGAACCCGGAAUAGGAGCUCAUGAACCCAGACUAGGACCUCACGAACCUGGACUAGAACCUGGAGCAGGGUGCUUGGCGUGGGGCUGCCCCUCAAGAGCAUGGGUCCGGACCGCUUUAGAAGCUGCACUUUGGUCACAGGCGUGUGGAGUGGUGACGAGGCUGGCUCCCGUAAUGGGAAUGUGGAAAUCCUACCGCUGGCUCGUCGCCCGCGCAGGAUCAACCACCUCUCCUCAAGCGGGGGUCCCUGACGAACGCUUGGCAAGAGACCUCGUCAAUGACUGCCACAUGACAUCAGUAAACCUAUUACCCCGAUGCUACAUAUUAACUUAUUGCCUAAUUUAUUUUCGUAUUUAUUUUCUGCCCCCCAAAGAUCAAGUAACGUUUUGCCAAGGCAAAUAGCAUUUACAGGUCUUUGUUGUGUGAUGCAAGCUGUACUUGUGUAGUGUCAGCCUUCGCACUCUCCCUAGUCAUCUAGCCUCGCCUUAACACCACCCUGACCGUGUUGCACCGAUGGUGCCGACAGGGACAGCCAGCAACUGUCCAGGGGUGCAAUAUCUCGUGGAGAUGGCAGCGAUAAAGGCGUCGAAGAUGAAGACGACGACGACGAGACGAGUCCACUUCCCAGAACCGGCAGCCACGAGCUCGCGCUCUCAGCCGCUUUCAUGCUACCCGGCGCGGCCUGGCUCUGCCCUGGCCGCGCCUCCCUUCUCGAACGCACGAGUGGGUUCCAGGGGCUUCCAGAUGACCCUUGCCCCAGUUCCUCUGCCCUGCCAACACACCCGCGUAUAUGCUCAUCGGCGUGUGUACUGCUCUUCCACCGCAGUUGCCGUUGCUGAACAACAGUCGACGCUAUUACAAUACACUUGUAUAAGCUAUUGUAGAGCUAGAAUCUUCAUAGUCGUGAUCAUAAUAACAAUAUAUCUAUGUACACCUGGCGUGUGAGUAAAUGUGUGCACUUUAAUUUAUCGGUGCUUUUGUGCAAAUUUUAAUAAAUUAUUUGGUAAUUUUUCGUUGGUUAACACUGUGUUCAUACUGCUGCUGUCAUAUAUUGGGUGCCAGAGUCCAAGUGAGUGCAGCAAUUCCUCGAAAUGACAAAAUUAUGGAUUUCAAAAAUUUAAUUUGUAGGUGAACGAAAUUUUAGAUGGCAAGUACCAUGAGAACAAAAUGGAGCACGCGGGAGGCUGCAUCGUCCAUCCACUGCUGGACGUCUGUGAAAAAUAACUUUGUAGUUGAUCAGAUUCCCUCUCCACUCUAUC